CCCCUUCACCGUGCCUUCCUCAAAACUCCACGCGUGCCUCACCUUUCCACCUUUCUCAUCAACCUAUACCUAAGUUUCCUCCGGUAUUCCCAGAUAUGAGAUUCAAUUUUGCGACCGUCGCCGUGCUCGCUCUCGGCGCGCAGUCCGUCGCUGCCAGCACCUGGUUCAGCAAGGCUGCUUACAACAAGUGGCAUGAGACCGAGUUGGAGAGAUGGCUCUCUGACCACGAUGUCCCUUACCCCACUUCUGCCGACCGCAAGGAUCUCGUCGAUCUGGUCAAGACCAACUGGGACCAGAAGAUCGCUCGGCCCUACAACAGCUGGGACACCAAGCAGCUCCAGAACUACAUCUCGAGCUCUGGCCAGGAGAUCAAGAAGGGCACUGAGCAGAACAAGGACAGUCUUGUCAGCCAAGUCAAGUCGUACUGGCAUGAGACUGCCGACCAAGCCUCGGACGCCUAUGCGUCGGUCCAGGACUGGGUCUUCGACAGCUGGACUGAAUCGCAGCUGAAGUCUUUCCUCGACUACCACAGCAUCCCUAACCCCUCCCCUCGCUCCCGCGACACUCUUCUCCACUCUGCCCGCUCCAACUACCAGGCCGUCGCCAAGAAGGCUGGUGAGACCACCGCCUACCCCGGCAACUGGCUCUACUCUCAGUGGUCCGACUCUGACCUCAAGGCAUGGCUCGAUGAGCGUGGCAUUCCUGCCCCUCAGCCUACCUCUCGUGACAAGAUGAUCGCUGCGCUCCGCCGUAACGCCCGCACUGCUUCCAACCAGGCUGCCAAGGCUGCCGCCUCUGCCUCCACUUCCGCCGUCGGUGCCCAGCAGUCUCUCUCUGACCAGCUCCUCAACUCCUGGAGCGACAGCCAGCUCAAGCAGUUCUUCGACAAGAACGGCAUCAAGGUCCCCCAGGGCUCCAAGCGUAACGAGCUGAUGGCUCUUGCCCGCAAGCACAGUGCUAAGCUCUCUGGUGACAACGUUUCCGCCUCAGCCUCCUCUGUUUACGGUGAGGCCUCUAAGUCUGCCGCUUCCGUCUAUAACGCCGCCUCCGGUGCUGCUGGCAAGUCAGCAUCCUCUCUGUCCGGUGCUGCCGCUAAGUCCGCCUCCUCGGCUUCUGGUGUUGCUGGCAAGUCUGCCUCCUCUGCCUCGGUUGUUGCUGGCAAGUCGGCUUCUUCCCUCUCUGGUGCCGCUGCCAAAUCUGCCUCCUCCGCUACCAACGCCGCUGGCAGCCAGUUUGCCUACGCCACUGACGCAGCCUACGGUUCCGCUCAGUACUGGUUCGAUUGGGCCAAGGCACAGGUUGGCAUCGGUGGUGAGCAGGCCAAGUCCUCUCUCGCUUCCAUCUCCAGCGUCGCAUCUGCUUCUGCCUCUUCCCUCUCCAGCGUGGCCUCCGUCUCCGGCUCCUCCGGCUUCCACGCUGCCACCGACGCUGCCGCCGCUACUGCCUCUUCCGCUGCCAGUGUUGCCAGCAAGUCCGGCAGCAGUGGUUACUACGCCGCUUCCGAUGCCGCUGGCUCGUCUGCUUCUUCCCUCUCGGGUGCUGCUGCCAAGUCCGCCUCCUCAGCAUCGAGCGUCGCCAGCAAGUCUGCCUCAUCUGCAGCCAGCGCCGCUUCGGUCGCUGCUUCCAAGUCCUCUUCGUCGCUCUCCGCUUCUGGCCCCUCGUCUGCCAGCAGCGCUGCCAGCAGCGUCGCCAGCAGUGUCUCCAAGGCUGGUGCCGGUUACGCCCAGCAGGCCGCCGAUGCUGUCGUCGAGAACGCCAGCUCUGCCAAGCACAGAGCCUCCGAGGCUGCCCAGAGAGCCACCGACCGCGUCAAGGAGGAGCUUUAAGCUCAUCACCAUAUCAACCACAGCAAGAAAAGAAAAAGCCGAGAUGAAACUCUACGAAUCAUGACGAUCGGAGGAGGAAAUGGCGAUGCCGAUUGGGCCUGUACUUUUAUUUUAGUCAACGACACUGAUGAACCAAAGAGGAUCAUUCUUCCGCCUCUUGCUUCCCUAGCUAGUUUUUAACAAUGAAAUGUUUUUAUCCG
Aureobasidium subglaciale EXF-2481 is the source of this 2026-nucleotide messenger RNA. RefSeq lists its product as uncharacterized. Bases 96 to 1826 code for a protein of 576 amino acids. NCBI's taxonomy places the organism in Eukaryota, Fungi, Ascomycota, Dothideomycetes, Dothideales, Saccotheciaceae. The transcript is spliced from 2 exons. The record is from RefSeq and is a predicted model, not a curated record.